AUGUAUCAAUCAUCACCUGAAAAACGGAAAUAAAUGCAGACUUAAGGAAGAAUAAUGGAAGAUAUCACAUGCAUUAUUGAUUGCGGGUACGUGGGUUCUCUAUUCUUGGGAAAUAUCGACAGUGCAAGUAACGAGACAUAAUAAAUAAGAUGACAUUAGUCUCCUCAAGAAACAUAGAAUCACAGCUAUUUUAUCAGUUUGUGUCUCUAAAAUACCAUACAUUGUUAGUUCAAGAAUGAAACAAUAUGAACAUUAUAUUUUGGACGAUUGUGAAAACGAGAAUAUUUAUAGAUAUUUUAAUCCAUCAUUUUAAUUUAUUGAAAAAGCUAGACAAACAGGGAAUGUAUUAGUUCAUUGCAUGGCAGGUAUUUCCAGGAGUGCUUCAAUAAUUGCUGCUUAUUUAAUGAAGAAACAUAAUAUUACUUUUAAAUAGGCCUUGCAAUAGUUGUAAAGAAAAAGAUGGUAAAUUUACCCUAAUGACGGAUUUGUCAAAUAACUACUUCAAUAUGAAAAGGAAUUAAAUCAUCAAUAAGAAGAAAUACCAAGUGACUGGAAUGGCAGAAGAGUGUAUAAAUUAUAAAUUUUAAUUUUAAGUAAAACCAAUGUCUCGGAAACAUCAGUUACUAAAACAAAUAAGUGCAAUGAUAGUGAAUACUUAUCGAAUGAGUAUUAAAAAAUAAGAAAGAAAUAUAUUGAUAAUGAAAAGUCAUAAGAUAUAUUGGAGAAAUCUAAAUAAUAUGCAUUAUAAUAAUAAAGGAAAACUAAUUUUGAUAUAUUAAAUCAUGGAAUAAAUCAACAGAUCAAAAGAUUAUAAUAGUAUUCUGAUGGUAAAACAAUGCUGAAUUCUAUUGAAUCUCGAUAAGCCACUAAUCUUGAGAAUCAGUAAAAAAAGAGAGCAUUGGCAGAUGCCGGUAAUCUUUAGAAAUAUUUAUAUUAGUCAACAUCCUGACUAAAAAUUCAACCGUUAAUAGAGGAAUAUAAAUUGAGACAACUACAUAAAUACCCAAAAAACUAGAAUUUUUAAGCAAGUUUUAGUCGGCAACAACAAGAGAUUCAACUUCAACAAAUGAUUAAAUGUUUCCAAAUAAUUCAUAGUAAAAAUUAGAUAACCUACUUAAUUAAUAUGGCAAAAAGUCUAAAUACUAAUACAAAUGA
Molecule: messenger RNA, 1155 nt
Organism: Paramecium octaurelia
Lineage: Eukaryota; Ciliophora; Oligohymenophorea; Peniculida; Parameciidae
Source: the annotation of a GenBank genome assembly